UUGAUUUGAUGCCUUUUUUAAACUUACCGUCGAGACUUUUUUUUAUUUGUUCAAUCGUUUAAUGCCAAUAAUUGCUUCAAAAUGUUUUGUUGGAUAAAUUUAAAGACCUUUUUGUGUGUCUUUCUACAUCAGAAAUGUUGAGGAUUUCAGGCGUAUUGAAAAAAUGGAGUGAAUGCAAUUUUCCUCCUGUGUUCCAUUCUUACCGAUUCCCGUUAUGCAAUUUAUAUGAAAUGUAAAAGUACUAACUUCGAGUUAGUCCGGGAUUUUUGAAUUUUUCGAUUCUAAAACUGGUUUUCAGUUUUAUGUUUAAUCAUUGUAGGCAAUGGCGUGCAUAUCGAUAGAGGCAUAAAUUAGAAACGAAAACGUUUACCCGGAACAUACAUACACACAUUGAGUCUGAUAUAAAUUGUUGUGGUGAAGUAAAACAAUUUUAAUUAUUGAAUUUAUUGAUACUUUUUAUGUAAAUUUCAUUCUUUUCAAUCAAGAAUAAAUAUUUCAUUUUUCAUCUUUUCGCAUAUAAACUGAUAUAGACGAACAGGAACCGGUUGCAAAAAAUGUAAUUGUAAUCAUAAACGACAGCAGCGUUUGAAAUGUUCUACAAUCCAAUAUAGACUGACAGUAUAAUUUAGAUAGUAGAAGGAGAAGCAUUGAAUCGACCGUGUGUGUGGCAGUUAAAUUUUUUCGAAAAAAAAUUGCGGACUAAAUUUGUUCAUUGAUUGUGGUCAAGCUGUGAUACAUAGCAGGAAUCUUAAACUUGAAAAAUGGCAGGGAUUCCGUUGAUAUGCACUGGUGACUAUAAUAUUCUAAUGAACGCAAUAUAUCGUGGUGAUAUAAACUCAUUCCGCAAUGCACUGAAUUCAGUGUCAGAAGCUGAAAAACGUAAAAUAUUUGAAGUGGCGUGCAGAACGCCAGGCAGUGCCCAAUUUAUUGACGAGUGUAUUUCAGCCGGCUGUGAUUUGAACGGCGAAGUCCAUAAACGACCAAUUAUUUUUGUUGCCGAAUCGUAUUGCGAAGAGAAUGUAGCCGCUCUGCUAAAAUAUCCAAGUGUUGAUGUGGAUGCAGUUUAUUCUUCUUUUAAAUUGACGCCAUUACAUGUCCUUACUGAACAAAUAACCGAUGAUAGUUUUCCAAACAUCUUGCCGUGUGUCAAACUGCUGAUUCAAAGUGGCGCCAGCGCGGAGUUGCCUGACUGGCAAGAUAGAACUCCAAUUGAGCUUAUCCUAAAGAAUCCACACCUGAACAUUGCCAAUCAAGAAGUGAUUUUGAGAAACUUAAAAUUGCCAAAUAAUAUUCAGAUCAACGAAGAAUGGGAUUUCAUUCGUCUGCUAUUCUCAUUGAAGAAUAAGAAAGAGGAUGAGUUCAUUGAAGGCUUGAAGCACGCUCAAAAAAAUAAAGAGAUGCUUCAAGAGCUGUUUACUGCUUCCCUGGGCAUUAGGGUGUUUUUGCCAUCAAAUAAUCAAGAAAUG
Molecule: messenger RNA, 1466 nt
Organism: Sitodiplosis mosellana (orange wheat blossom midge)
Lineage: Eukaryota; Metazoa; Arthropoda; Insecta; Diptera; Cecidomyiidae
Exons: 4
Source: RefSeq, a predicted model, not a curated record